AUGUCCCCUCUCUCCUCCUACUUCCUGUCCGCCCUGGUUGUGCUGUGUCCUCCCCGCUCCCCGGCAGUCACAUCCCCGGAGCCCAGACAAAAGGACGGACACCCGGAUCUCGUCUCCCCCCGGAGCCGGGGCAGCAUGUCUGAGCGAGAACACCCCGAUAUCUACCAACCUCCCUCAGAGCACCCCGAUAUCUACCAACCUCCCUCAGAGCACCCUGAUAUCUACCAACCUCCCUCAGAGCACCCCAAUAUCUACCAACCUCCCUCAGAGCACCCCGAUAUCUACCAACCUCCCUCAGAGCACCCCAAUAUCUACCAACCUCCCUCAGAGCACCCCGAUAUCUACCAACCUCCCUCAGAGCACCCCGAUAUCUACCGACCUCCCUCAGAGCACCCCGAUAUCUACCAACCUCCCUCAGAGCACCCCAAUAUCUACCAACCUCCCUCAGAGCACCCCGAUAUCUACCAACCUCCCUCAGAGCACCCCGAUAUCUACCGACCUCCCUCAGAGCACCCCGAUAUCUACCAACCUCCCUCAGAGCACCCCGAUAUCUACCAACCUCCCUCAGAGCACCCCGAUAUCUACCAACCUCCCUCAGAGCACCCCGAUAUCUACCAACCUCCCUCAGAGCACCCCGAUAUCUACCGACCUCCCCCAGAGCACCCCAAUAUCUACCAACCUCCCCCAGAGCACCCCAAUAUCUACCAACCUCCCUCAGAGCACCCCAAUAUCUACCAACCUCCCUCAGAGCUCCCCGAUAUCUACCACCCUCCCUCAGAGCACCCCGAUAUCUACCAACCAUCCUCAGAGCACCCCGAUAUCUACCAACCUCCCCCGGAACACCCCAAUAUCUACCGACCUCCCUCAGAGCACCCCGAUAUCUACCAACCUCCCUCAGAGCACCCCGAUAUCUACCAACCUCCCUCAGAGCACCGCGAUAUCUACCAACCUCCCUCAGAGCACCCCGAUAUCUACCAACCUCCCUCAGAGCACCCUGAUAUCUACCAACCUCCCUCAGAGCUCCCCGAUAUCUACCAACCUCCCCCAGAGCACCCCGAUAUCUACCAACCUUCCUCAGAGCACCCCAAUAUCUACCAACCUCCCUCAGAGCACCCCGAUAUCUACCAACCUCCCCCAGAGCACCCCGAUAUCUACCAACCUUCCUCAGAGCACCCCAAUAUCUACCAACCUCCCUCAGAGCACCCCAAUAUCUACCAACCUUCCUCAGAGCACCCCGAUAUCUACCAACCUCCCUCAGUGCACCCCGAUAUCUACCAACCAUCCUCAGUGCACCCCGAUAUCUACCAACCUCCCCCAGAGCACCCCGAUAUCUACCAACCUUCCUCAGAGCACCCCAAUAUCUACCAACCUUCCUCAGAGCACCCCGAUAUCUACCAACCUCCCUCAGUGCACCCCGAUAUCUACCAACCAUCCUCAGUGCACCCCGAUAUCUACCAACCUCCCCCAGAGCACCCCGAUAUCUACCAACCUUCCUCAGAGCACCCCAAUAUCUACCAACCUCCCUCAGAGCUCCCCGAUAUCUACCAACCUCCCCCAGUGCACCCCGAUAUCUACCAACCUUCCUCAGAGCACCCCAAUAUCUACCAACCUUCCUCAGAGCACCCCGAUAUCUACCAACCAUCCUCAGUGCACCCCGAUAUCUACCAACCAUCCUCAGUGCACCCCGAUAUCUACCAACCUCCCUCAGUGCACCCCGAUAUCUACCAACCAUCCUCAGUGCACCCCGAUAUCUACCAACCUCCCUCAGAGCACCCUAAUAUCUACCAACCAUCCUCAGAGCACCCCAAUAUAUCUACCUGCACCCCGAUACCUACCAACCUCCCUCCCUCAGAGCACCCCGAUAUCUACGAACCUCCCUCAGUGCACCCCGAUACCUACCAACCUCCCUCAGAGCACCCCGAUAUCUACCGACCUCCCUCAGAGCACCCCGAUAUCUACCGACCUCCCCCAGAGCACCCCGAUAUCUACCGACCUCCCCCAGAGCACCCCGAUAUCUACCAACCUCCCUCAGAGCACCCCGAUAUCUACCGACCUCCCCCAGAGCACCCCGAUAUCUACCGACCUCCCUCAGAGCACCCCGAUAUCUACCGACCUCCCUCAGAGCACCCCGAUAUCUACCAACCUCCCUCAGAGCACCCCAAUAUCUACCAACCUCCCCCAGAGCACCCCGAUAUCUACCAACCUCCCUCAGAGCACCCCGAUAUCUACCAACCUCCCUCAGAGCACCCUGAUAUCUACCAACCUCCCUCAGAGGACCACGAUAUCUACCAACCUCCCUCAGAGCACCCCGAUAUCUACCAACCUCCCUCAGAGCACCCCGAUAUCUAA
Messenger RNA from Bufo bufo (common toad), 2349 nucleotides. Its product is annotated as early nodulin-75-like. Bases 1 to 2349 code for a protein of 782 amino acids. The record is from RefSeq and is a predicted model, not a curated record. NCBI's taxonomy places the organism in Eukaryota, Metazoa, Chordata, Amphibia, Anura, Bufonidae. The transcript has 3 exons.